Cyprinus carpio (common carp) is the source of this 734-nucleotide messenger RNA. RefSeq lists its product as uncharacterized. NCBI's taxonomy places the organism in Eukaryota, Metazoa, Chordata, Actinopteri, Cypriniformes, Cyprinidae. The coding region runs from base 16 to 681 and encodes 221 amino acids. The record is from RefSeq and is a predicted model, not a curated record. The transcript is spliced from 6 exons. Gene Ontology annotation, molecular function: sequence-specific DNA binding.
CCAUGUGUUCUUUUCAUGAUUUUCACAGGUGCCAGCUGUCAAGAGAGACGAUCUCUGAAUCGUAAGCCAGUUGAAGUGCCUAUCAAACCAAAACCAACCGCAGUAUCGGCACCAGUAACACCACGGCUUGAGGGGAAGUUUGUUCGUGUGCCUGUGGAUUCUGAUGGGUCCAGCCUUGGCCUCUUGCACGCUGGCAGCUUCCACGAUGACUACUGCAAACCACAGAGCUUUCACUGGAUGAAGCUUUCGGAGGGUGAUGAUGAGGCUGAUGAUGAUGAUGAAGAUGAUGAUGAUGCUAGUGAUCCUGGAAAUGACGUCGCCUAUGAUGAUGAUGCGCCUCUUGAAACACCUGAAAAUCCAAGCACUCAGUUUAUCCGGGUGACGGAGAGAUGGCAGUGGCUGAGUAUAGAUGUAACAGGGCCUUUUCAAGAAAGCAAAGGCCCCUAUAGCCACCUCGUGGUCAUCUGUGAUUAUUACACCCAGUGGAUUGAAAUCUUUCCAUCAGAAAAGCCUAAUUCUGAUUCCAUUGCCUGUAUGUGUGAUGCCAUUUCCCGAUACGGGUUUCCUCUGGGAUUUCUCACACCUUGGGGUGCUCGAGGGAUCCAGGUCCGAACGGUAAGUCGUGAUUCACUGGAUAAUGUCAGAGCAAUUAGUGCAGGUUUCAUUUAUCUGUACUUGUAAAUUGUAUUUUUAUUCAUUUAAAUGUGCUGAAAGGUUAUUUCAGUGUCUCAAUA